Molecule: messenger RNA, 525 nt
Organism: Aspergillus affinis
Lineage: Eukaryota; Fungi; Ascomycota; Eurotiomycetes; Eurotiales; Aspergillaceae
Product: Hsp20/alpha crystallin family protein
Exons: 1
Coding region: 1-525 (174 amino acids)
Biological process (GO): response to heat; response to hydrogen peroxide; response to salt stress
Source: RefSeq, a predicted model, not a curated record
AUGUCUCUCUUCCGAACCAUCCCUACCGGUAGCGACUUCGGUCCUCUCUUCCGUCUCCUAGACGACUAUGACGUCCACCGCUCCUCUCGCAGCCAAACCUCCGUGCGCUCCUUCGCGCCUCGUUUCGACGUCCGCGAAUCCUCCGAUGCCUACCACCUUGACGGCGAACUGCCCGGUAUCGCCCAGAAGGACGUCGACAUUGAAUUCUCCGACCCGCAGACCCUCGUGAUCAAGGGCCGCUCUGAGCGCGAAUACCACACCCCCGAAGCCGGCGAGGGUGACAACGAGCCCGCCCAGGGUGAAAGCACCGAAGUCACCCAGACCGGCGAGAAACAGGUCUCCAAGUCCGAGGGCAAGCCCCGCUUCUGGGUCAGCGAGCGCUCUGUUGGCGAAUUCCACCGCACCUUCUCCUUCCCCAGCCAUGUCGACCAGGAGAAGGUCAAGGCCAGCCUGAAGAACGGCAUUCUGUCUGUGGUUGUUCCCAAGGCUACGCCCCCGUCUUCGAAGAAGAUCACGGUCGAGUAA